Phragmites australis (common reed) is the source of this 1180-nucleotide messenger RNA. RefSeq lists its product as uncharacterized. Gene Ontology annotation, cellular component: small-subunit processome; nucleolus. NCBI's taxonomy places the organism in Eukaryota, Viridiplantae, Streptophyta, Magnoliopsida, Poales, Poaceae. Gene Ontology annotation, biological process: rRNA base methylation. The record is from RefSeq and is a predicted model, not a curated record. Gene Ontology annotation, molecular function: rRNA (pseudouridine) methyltransferase activity; rRNA binding. The coding region runs from base 137 to 988 and encodes 283 amino acids. The transcript has 7 exons.
CCCACAAUUCCCGUUCACAUUCCCAGUUUCCCACCCCUAAAGUGGCAACACAAACCCUAGACCCGUCCCCCGCACAAACCCCAGCAGCCGGAGCGAGACACCUAGAGCGCGCCAUCGAGCGAGCGAGGCGAGAGAGAUGGGGCGGCCGUACGCAGUGAAGGGGCGGAAGAAGAAGCGCAAGCUCGACGAUGCCGCAGCCUCCGACGCCGCCCCGCCCGCUGAAGAGGCGGAGGAGCUGCCACCGCCGGAGAAGGCCGACGAGGAGAAGGGGAAGGAUCAGGAGGAGGUGGUGGAAGAGGAGGUCAGGGCGGCGGCGGAGGGGCUCCCGGUCGUGCCCCGGCCGGUGGACGGGAAGCGGCGGCCCGGCGCGAUCUUCGUGCUCGAGAGGGCAUGCCUCGAAGUCGGCAAAGUCGGCAAGACUAUGCUAAUCUUGAACUCAGAUGAUCAUGCUAAUUAUUUGAGGAAGCAGGAACGCAAUCCUGCUGAUUACAGGCCUGAUAUCAUUCAUCAGGCUCUACUGGCAAUAUUUGAUAGCCCUCUAACUAAGGCUGGAAGGUUACAAGCUGUUUAUGUGAGGACUGAAAAGGGAGUGUUGUUUGAAAUCAAACCUCAUGUUCGCAUGCCACGAACAUUUAAACGUUUCUGUGGUUUGAUGUCACAACUGUUGCAAAAGCUGAGCAUUACAGCAGUUGGGAAGCGUGAGAAACUUCUUAAUGUUAUUAAAAAUCCUGUUACCCGCUAUCUCCCUGUUGGUGCACGGAAGAUUGGACUUUCAUAUAGUGCGGAGAAAUCAGUCAACUUGUUUGACUAUGUUGCCAAAACCAGUGAUGAUGAAACCCUUGUGUUUGUGGUUGGUGCCAUGGCCCACGGAAAGAUCGACAAGGAAUACUCAGAUGAUUACAUACAAAUUUGCAAUUACCCUCUCAGUGCUGCCUGCUGUUUAAAUCGGAUAUGCAGUGCCCUGGAGCAGAAGUGGAACAUCCAAUGAAUUUUUCUUUUGAAACAAACAAUAGGAACCUUGUUAUGUACUCAUUAGCUAGUAGCAUUGUCCUUUUCUCCAUCUUACAUGUAAUGCCUUAUUUUUAUCCAUACCUCGAGCUCCGGCAGUAAACCGUAUCAAAAUCAUAUGUUUUAGUGUGACAUUAUAUCGUGGUUUAGACAUCAACUUUGGUAUUUACUA